Theileria parva strain Muguga is the source of this 1023-nucleotide messenger RNA. RefSeq names its product Transcription elongation factor Elf1 like family protein. NCBI's taxonomy places the organism in Eukaryota, Apicomplexa, Aconoidasida, Piroplasmida, Theileriidae. Bases 1 to 1023 code for a protein of 340 amino acids. The record is from RefSeq and is a predicted model, not a curated record. Gene Ontology annotation, biological process: transcription elongation by RNA polymerase II. Gene Ontology annotation, molecular function: RNA polymerase II complex binding. Gene Ontology annotation, cellular component: transcription elongation factor complex. The transcript is spliced from 2 exons.
AUGGGAAGGCGGAAAACAAAGAAAAUUAAGCCUUCCAAGUCUUCCCUGGCAUUAAAAAAUAGGAAUAAACCGCUCAGAGAAUUCCAUUGCCACUUUUGCCAAAAUGAUAGAUCCGUAUGGAUAAAAAUUUCUAAAACAACUGGGACGGCAAGUUUACAGUGUAGAAUAUGCGGAACCCAGUCUACAUUUUCUAUAACUAGUCUGGACGAGCCGAUAGAUGUUUAUUCCUACUGGAUAGAUUCAACUAGACAUUCAAAUCAGACAGCGCAGAAUAAUUCAAGAGAUAGGCCCAGGAAAGUGGCAUAUCCCGAAGAUACUCUAGACGAUGAAGAUAAAACUGUAGAAAAAGACUUAGACGCAAAUUACUCAAAUGAUAAAGAUUUAGAUGCAAAUUACUCAAAUGAUAAAGAAUUAGAUAAAUCCUACGUGGAAUCAAAUUAUACAGUAGGGAACUCAGUUUCUGUCAAUCAACUGAAUCAAUCUGCAGAUACUGACACCCCUGGUUAUCCCACGGAUUUAGUAAAUUCUUUUGAAAAUAUUGUAAAGCGUAGAGAAGUUCGUGUUUUGGAUACGCAGUAUUUUAAACCAACUGAUCCAGCUCCUUUAGGCUUUACUGAGCCUGAAUUUGUAAAUAUAGAAAACAGGGACGAAAUGGUCGAUUUUAGCAUAUUUGAACAUGAGAAUGAUAAUUAUUAUCAAAUUGUGGAUAUUUCCGGGAACGGACCACAACGAAUUAUACCGCUGGAUGAUUCGUAUAACCUUGGUCCCAGUAGUUCGUAUAACCUUGAUUCCAGUAGUUCGUAUAACCUUGAUUCCAGUAGUUCGUAUAACCUUGAUUCCAGUAGUUCCUAUAACAUUGGUCCCAGUAGUUCGUACAACCUUGGUCCCAGUAGUUCGUAUAAUCCCUUAGGUAAUAUGGGCGUGUAUGGAGGAAAUGUAUACAAGGAAGUUGGAGCCAGAGGUGAGGGGAAUUUUGAAAAGUUUGAUUCCUCAGUGCACAACCUUUUCUCAGACGACCAGUAA